Molecule: messenger RNA, 1083 nt
Organism: Beta vulgaris subsp. vulgaris (sugar beet)
Lineage: Eukaryota; Viridiplantae; Streptophyta; Magnoliopsida; Caryophyllales; Amaranthaceae
Exons: 5
Coding region: 1-1083 (360 amino acids)
Source: RefSeq, a predicted model, not a curated record
AUGUUCAGAGUUAUCAAGAAUCUCAAAAAGGUAAAAGAAGCAUUGAAAGAGCUGAAUAAACAAGGAAAUGUUGACUCAGCUGGGUUUCCAUUGGCAGUGGACCUAGUGAUGCGAUGUGUCACAACUCCCAUGUUUUACCUUAUGAUCAAUGUUGGAAGGAAAGCUUUCAAAUUGUUCUCAGUCACUUCAGGAUUGCAAGCUAAUGUAAACAAAUAUGCUAUCUACACUUAUGGAAUCGCGGAGGAGGAGGCACCUAUGAUUAAAUUGAAACCACUCCCUAAUCAUUUAAAGUAUGUUUUCCUUGGUGAGAGAGAAGCUUUACUAGUGAUCAUCUUUAGUAAGUUAACCAAUGAACAAGAAGAGAAGUUGGUGGUGCUCCUGAAGGAGUAUAAAUUGGCUAUUGGAUGGACUAUUGCUGACAUUAAGGGUGUAAGUCCAUCCACAUGCAUGCAUCAGAUAUUGCUAGAGGAGGAGGCCAAGCCAGUGAGACAACCCCAACACAGAUGGAAUCCACCUAUGAUGGAGAGAAAGGAUCAUGUCUCCUUGCUCUUUAUUGACCAAAUGCUUGAGAGACUUGUAACGCGUGCUUUUUAUUGUUUUCUUGAUGGUUAUUUAGGAUAUUUUGAGGUACUUGUGGCGCCGGAAGAUCAAGAAAAGACUACUUUUACAUGUCCAUUCAGCACAUUUGCAUAUCGCCGUAUGCCCUUUGGAUUAUGUAAGGCACCUGCAACUUUUAAAAUGUGUAUGAUGAGCAUCUUCUCAGAGUAUUUUGAUCAUUUCAUGGAGGUUUUUAUUGAUGACUUUACUGUCUAUGGUGAUUCUUUUGAUACUUGCUUACAUCAUUUGUCUCUUGUGCUCAAAUGUUGCUUAGACUCUAACCUUUUUUUGAAUUCUGAAAAAUGUCACUUUAUGUUUGAACAAGGUAUAGUGUUAGGUCAUGUUAUCUUACCUAAGGGAAUCAAGGUGGAUAAAGCAAAAAUUGACAUCAUUCGAUCUCUCCCUUAUCUCACUAAUGCUCGUGAAUUGCGAUCUUUCUUGGACAUGCAAGUUUUUAUCGUAGGUUCAUUAUGGCUUUUCCAAUGA